AUGAGCUCGGCUUUCAAGCAAUCCCCUGCCCCGUCCAUGGAGAGCCAACCCAUCAACGCAGUCAGACGCUACUGCGUGACUGUGCCUCCUUGGGUCCAGCCAGGCACCUCCUUCGCAGCCUGCAUCGACGAGUUCAACACCUGCGUGAUGAUCGUGUGCCCACAGGACGUAAGAGCGGGGAACCUCAUCGAGCUUUCGAUCCCGGUGAACGAAGCGAGUCUCCGGGAGGUGAGAGAGCUGCAGGUGUGCCCAGAGAAGAAGCUCGACCUCACUCCCAGCAAGGCCAGCAGCAGCUUGUCCAAGGGCCCAGACUUCCAGAAAGUCCUUCAGAACCCCGGCCCCCAGCCUUCCAAUGUCCCUCCUAUGGGUUGUGAGUUUGAUCCGAUACCUGCGGAAGAGGCCGCGGAAGAUCAGCAGAGGCAGGAGGGGCAGACGACAACUGCGUACAAGCAUGGUGCGUCACUAGGAACGGGUCAAGGGAGACAAGAUGACAAGGUGGAUUGGGGCUCGAGGCUGUUCAGAGAGGCGGAGCAGAGAUCGUCGUCGAUCAAUCCUUUGUUGCGGUCGGUUGCGCAGACGGUUGAUCGGAAGCAAGAGUCUGCUGCUUCCAGAUACAUGGAGUACUCCAGGAGCGCCUUCCUGACUCCUCCUCCUCAGGUGGUCAAACCUGCUGAAACUUAUCGGCCCCUCUCUGGCCAUCAGGUUCCUUGGUCUGCUCCUGCUUCCCGUGGAGCGUUCGAGUACGACAAGCCAUAUGCCCGUCCUACUCGAGCUCCGCUGGUGUGGACGGAUGUGUUGGAAGAUGACCCGAUUCUUACCAUCGAUCUGAACAACACCAAGAAAGUUGUGAGCUCGACUCCAACUGCUGCAACCCACUUCAUCCCGCAGGCAAGUAUGAACGAGAACCGGGCGAAUGCAAGCUCGUUAGCAGCAGCAAGUGGGAAGGAGAGAGCGUCGAACAGAAAAUCGUCUGACCUUGAGCACGACAGUGCAUCCAAUAGGACAAAACGGGAGGAGUCAGGGAGAAGGAGCCGGAGGCAAAGAAAGAACGUCAACUACGGGGAGGACACGUAUGAUAGCAAGGUGGAAUAUGCCAUUGGUUUACACGAGGGGAGAAAGAAAUAUGAUCGGUCAAGUGAACUCAGAAUGAAUCAAGAGUUCCCUCAGGCGUAUCAGUCUCAACUGCCAUCGUUCUCGUCCCCUGUGUCUCAGACGUUGCCCCUGCAGUUCGGAAGGCUCGAUGACAGUCUGACGGACUCGGUGGGAGGAGAGUCGCUCGGUGAUUUCUUCCGAAGGGAAGUCAGUCUGUGCGGCAUUCCUCAUCCCGACAGGACUGACCUCCAAGAGGCUCUGACGAAAGAGAAGAUGGAGGCUGCUGGUCUAGGUCCCAGAUGCACUGUGGAGGGAACAGUCGUGCAAGUGCUGGGGAAGGGGACGAGCGUGAGCGUUCGCUUCCUCGUGCACGGUGGGAGAGCCAAGGAGGUGCGAGGGAGAACGUUUGAAGGAUACCUUGACCUUGCCGAGCAAGUCAAACCCUUGAAGGCAAUACCGCCUGCUUGCACACUAGCUUCCCUGACCCUCUUACCGCAGAAGCCCACAAGCACCGCAACCCACAAACAACCCACAAAGAGACCGCUGGCUGUCCCCGAGCUCUCCGCCCCCGCGGCGGAACAGAGGGAGGAGCCGGUCGAUGACGAGGCGGAGGAGAGCAGGAGGAAGAUGAGGAAGGUCGAGAGUCCUCCUGCAGCCCUUGACAUCAACUCGCUGAGCAUGCCCCUGGCGGUGGACCCGGCGAUAGCCAAGGAUGACAUUUCAGUGGACAGCUGUGGCUCCCAGACUGCGGCCAAGGAGGAGACUGCGACCUCAGGAAAGGGCGAGGGUUGCGGUGCUUACUUCAUCCUGUCGGUCAGGGAGGAGUGGAGGAGUGAAAGGGGAUUCAGACUCUUCGAAGUCGCGAGUGAGGACUGGAGCACGAAGUCCAAGGACGAGGAGACGACUUCCAUAGAGCUUAAUGUCCGUGAGUGGUACUGCGCAAGAGAGCUCGAGCCACCCGAAGGGUUCGCCAAGGGCGAGCAGAGAUUCUUGCCCAAGAGCAAAGGACAUAGGAAGCGAACAUUCCCUUCUGGCACGUGGGUGAGCUGUGAAGUCAGCAGGCACACUCAGAAGUUCGGGAGCAAGAGCAAAACUUUCAUCAUGAUCGAAGAUGAAGAAGCAAAGAUUGACGAGGCAUAUAACAAGUUGACUACUACCGGCUAA
Molecule: messenger RNA, 2256 nt
Organism: Guillardia theta CCMP2712
Lineage: Eukaryota; Cryptophyceae; Pyrenomonadales; Geminigeraceae
Exons: 6
Coding region: 1-2256 (751 amino acids)
Source: RefSeq, a predicted model, not a curated record